Molecule: messenger RNA, 7120 nt
Organism: Carassius auratus (goldfish)
Lineage: Eukaryota; Metazoa; Chordata; Actinopteri; Cypriniformes; Cyprinidae
Product: unconventional myosin-Vb
Exons: 35
Coding region: 235-5184 (1649 amino acids)
Biological process (GO): actin filament organization
Cellular component (GO): membrane; cytoplasm; actin cytoskeleton
Molecular function (GO): microfilament motor activity; actin filament binding; ATP binding
Source: RefSeq, a predicted model, not a curated record
UAUCCACUUGUUUGCACUACUUUAAGCUGCUAGGAUCCAGAGCUGUUUUAAAUGUCCCUCUCUUAGCUGAAGGAUUAACUGUUAACCUACCAUUACGGUUAUGAUGCCUGAAUCUCUAACAGACCAAAGGGCACGGGGCCAGUCACUCGCUGCGAGACACAAAUGAAAAGAACAGCUGAAGUUGUAGUGAGGUCUCCUUUUAGCUGUCAAAGUAGAAAUUAACUUUCUUGCCAGAUGGCAACCACAGAGCUCUACACAAAGGGGGCAUGUGUGUGGGUCCCAGACCCAGAAGCUGUGUGGGUGUCUGCCCAGCUGCUUCAAGACUACCGUCCCGGAGACCAGCACAUACGAAUCCGACUCACUGAUGGCAGAGAGAUAGAGUAUCCAGUGUUGCCUCCAGAGGGUCUUCCUCCUCUAGGUAACCCCGAUAUUUUGGAGGGAGAGAAUGACCUCACAGCUCUAACCUUCCUCCAUGAGCCAGCAGUACUUCAUAACUUGCGUGUGCGCUUUCUCGACUACAGUAGCAUUUACACUUACUGCGGGAUUGUGUUGGUGGCGUUAAAUCCAUAUGAACAGCUGCCCAUUUAUGGAGAGGAAGUGAUCGACGCUUACAGCGGCCAAAACAUGGCUGAUAUGGAGCCGCACAUUUUUUCUGUGGCUGAAGAGGCAUACCGAACUAUGAUCAGAGAGGAGAAAAACCAAUCGAUCAUAAUCAGUGGAGAAUCAGGCUCAGGUAAAACUGUAUCUGCUAAGUUCACCAUGCGUUACUUUGCUGUCGUGGGUGGUGCGGCCCAGCAGACCAGUGUGGAGGAGAAAGUGCUGGCAUCAAAUCCCAUCAUGGAGGCAAUUGGUAAUGCAAAAACAACCAGAAACGACAACAGCAGUCGUUUUGGAAAGUAUAUUGAGAUAGGAUUUGGACGUAGAGGGGACAUAAUUGGGGCAAACAUGAGGACCUACUUGUUGGAGAAAUCAAGAGUUGUCUUUCAGGCAGCUCAAGAGAGAAACUACCACAUCUUCUACCAGCUUUGUGCUUCCAGGGAUUUGCCAGAGUUCAGGACACUUAAACUUGAUUCUACAGAGAACUUUCAUUACACCAACCAAGGACAAGAGGUGCACAUUUAUGGCACAGAUGAUGCGGUUGAGCUAGAGCGGACAAGAAAUGCAUUUACUAUUCUCGGAGUGCAACCUGACCAGCAGAUGGAGAUAUUUCGUAUACUGGCAGCUAUUCUUCAUCUGGGGAAUAUCAACAUACAAGCCAGUGGCCGUGGAGGGGACCGCAGCUACAUUGAUGUCAACGACCGUUCCUUGGCCAUCUUUUCCAAGCUUUUAGGGGUGGAAGGUGCUCAGAUGGCUCAGUGGCUAUGCCACAGGCGACUGGCAGUGGGUGGGGAAAUGCUUGUGAAGCCCAUUACAGGUCAGCAGGCUAAUGAAGCAAGGGAUGCUCUGGCUAAGCAUGUGUAUGAGCAACUGUUCACUUGGACAGUGCAGAGGCUCAACUCAUCCUUAAGAGCGCACCGGGAACAGCCCAAAUCUUUCAUAGGAGUUCUUGAUAUCUAUGGGUUUGAGACUUUUGACAGGAAUAGUUUUGAGCAAUUCUGUAUUAACUACGCAAAUGAGAAACUCCAACAGCAGUUCAACAGGCACGUGUUUCAGCUGGAGCAGGAGGAGUAUCUGCGAGAGGAACUUCCCUGGAACCGUAUUGAGUUCAGCGAUAACCAGCCAUGCAUUUUGCUCAUUGAAGGCCAGCUGGGCCUACUUGAUCUUCUGGACGAAGAAUGUAGAAUGCCUAAAGGCUCAGAUGAGAACUGGGCUCGGAAGCUAUACGACAAGCACCUGAACCACAGCCCUCACUUUCGUAAACCACGCAUGUCCAACUCUGCCUUCAUCAUUGUGCAUUUUGCUGAUAUGGUCCAGUACGAGUGUGACGGCUUUUUAGACAAGAACCGAGACACUGUAUUUGAGGAGCCUAUCAAUAUACUGAGAGCUAGUCAGUCAGAACUAGUUGCCGAGUUGUUUCAGAAGGAGUCAGCAGGUGGAUCCCUCCCAAACUCCUCUCUUGCAAACGGAAGCAUACGUUCGGGGAAGAGAGCUCAACGAGAGCACAAAUUAACUGUGGGCUUUCAGUUUCGUCAAUCCCUGCAACUUUUAAUGGACACCUUGAACAGCACCACACCGCAUUAUGUCCGCUGCAUAAAGUCCAAUGACCUCAAAAAGCCAUUUCUAUUUGAUCCCAAGCGAGCAGUGCAGCAAUUGCGAGCAUGUGGAGUCUUAGAGACUAUCCGAAUCAGUGCCGCAGGCUACCCCUCCAGGUGGACAUACGAGGAAUUCUACACUCGUUAUCAGGUGCUGCUACGUGGUUCUGUUUCUAAAGAUGAUGUGCGCCGUUCCUGCCAGAGUGCCCUUCCUGAUCUCAUCCCUGAUCCAGAGCAGUACUGCUUUGGCAAGACCAAGGUCUUCUUCCGGGCGGGACAGGUUGCAGUACUGGAGAAGCUGAGAGGGGAUCGGCUGCAUGCAGCAGGAGUUUUGAUCCAAAGCUGGGUCAGAGGAUGGCUGCAGCAUAGGCAUUAUCAACGGCUCCGGUGGGCAACAUUCAUCCUGCAGCGGUACAUCAGAGGAACCCUGGCCCGAAGGUUGGCGUGGAGCCUCCGUUACACACGUGCCGCUUUAAUCAUCCAGAAAACAUACCGCAUGCUGGCUGUGCGACAGCUUUAUCUCACCAUCAGAGAGGCCACCAUCAAAAUCCAGGCCUUCAUCAGAGGCACUCAGGCUCGUCGGGUUUAUAGACAGAUGCUGACAGAGCGGGCGGUGGUGUGCCUGCAGGCGCGGGUGAGAGGCUGGCUGGCCCGGUGCAGUUUCAGACGCGUCAGAGCUGCAGUGGUGCUCAUGCAGUGCUGCGCGCGCAGGCGAGCGGCGCGGAAAGAGCUGUUGCGCCUGCGUGCUGAGGCUCGAUCCGUGGAGAAAUACAGAGAACUCAACAAAGGCAUGGAGGUCAAACUCAUGCAGCUGCAGCGCCGAGCCGACCAACAGGCGAGAGAGAGUGCGUCUCUGAGGGAGACUCUUCAGUCCGAGCGAGAAGCUCACAGCUGUGAGCUGGAACAGCUGCGGUCCAGCCUCCUCAAGCUCCAGAUCCAGCUGCAGGAGAACGCAGAGACUGCUCCUUCACUCACAGACAAACAGGAGGAGGACAGGAGGAGAGCUGAGGAGAAAGCCGCUCAAGAGAUCCUCCAGCUUACACAGGAAAUCCAAGCUCUCCGAGUUGAGAGAGGCUCUUUGGAGAAAGAGAGGGAUGAUCUGGCCAUUCGUUUACAAGAUCAGGAAAAAGCUCUGGAGGAGAAGCGUCAACAGACUGUGGAUCAUGCAGAUGCAUCAGUGCGAGCAGAGCUGGAAGAAGAGAGGAGGAGAUACCAGAGUUUACUGAGAGAGUUCACAAGACUGGAGCAAAGAUACGACAACCUGAGGGACAUGAGCGUAUUUACAUCCAAUGAGCGGUCACGUGGACACAGACGAACAGAUUCGGCUGUGUCUUUGGAGCCUCCUUCGCCCGUCACCACACCGUUCUCCAGCUCGCCCGUCUUCCCUUCACCCGAGGAGGUCCGGAGGAUCAGCGUGACAUCGCCCACCGACAGGAGACCCUGGAGAGAUGAGCAACCUCUGAACAUCCUGAUGGAGGACAUGGGCGUUGCGAAGGACACCGCUGACAGAAUGAAGGGGGAGGAUCUCCGAUACGCUUACGACGCUGUACGGGUGGCCAACAAGUUCCUAGAGAGGCAGCUGCUGUCUCAGAGAGCGCAGUGGGAGCAGGAGAUAUCAGAUCUCAGGAUCAAACUCCAGCAGGCUCAAGACAGGGAUACACCUGGAGACCCUGAGAUAAAUGACCUAACAGAGCUGGUGGUGGUUCGAGAGCAGGAAUGCGUCCGCUUGCGACGAGAACUCAAGGAACUGAAACACACCGUGAGCCUCAGGAGAAUCCUGUCUUAUGCAGGUGUGGCCGUAGCUGCGUCCCAGGACCCCCCUCAGAAGAGCCAGAUGCUCACAGGACUGCUGGAGUGCAGGAAGAAAGAUGAGAGCAAGCUGAUCAAACACCUCAUAACAGACGUGAGGGCGGAAGGUGUCUUGUCUUUGCCCCCUGGACUGGUGGCUCGGGUUCUGUUUCUGUGUGUACGGCAGGCGGACUGCAGCGGCGAUCAGACGCGGGUGAAGGGGUUCCUCAGCGCAGCUGUGAGCGCCAUUAAAACAGCCCUGAAGAAACACGGCAGUGAUCUGGACGUGACGGCUGUGUGGCUGAAGAACGCUUACCUGCUCAAAGACCUGCUCCAGCAGCACUCACAGGACGUGAGGGGCUCAGAGGAGCUGGUUCCUCUGGUGACGGACGUGCAGGACUCUGUCCGGGCGCUCAGUGAUCUGUGUAUUCAGGCCUAUCAGCAGCUGCUGUCCAUCUCCGAGAGUCGCCUGCAACCCAUCAUCGUCCCAGCGAUGCUUGAAAGUGAGACCAUCCCUGGUCUGGCUGGAUCCUCAGUGAAGCUGAGUGGCGGUCGUAAGCGUGCGGGAUCUGACCCCCGACCUCCAGGCAGUACGGAGGGAGCGACUAUGUCAGCGGUCCUGAGGGAGCUGUCGGCGCUGCACACAGCCCUGUCCCGUCAGGAUCUGCCCUCGGCCCUGCAGGAGCAGGCCUUCCAUCAGCUCAUGUACCUGCUGGCCGCCUCCACCCUCAACAGCCUGCUGCUGCGCAAGGACAUGUGCUGCUGGAACCGCGGCCUGCAGAUCCGGUAUAAUGUGAGUCUGCUGGAGGAGUGGCUGCGCAGUCGUUCGCUGCAGACAGGGGGCGCUGUGACCGCGCUGGAGCCGCUAAUACAGGCAGCACAGCUCCUUCAGAUGAGCAAGAAGACGGAAGCUGAUGGACAAGCCAUGGUCCAAGCCUGCAAUGAACUGUCCAACCAGCAGGUGGUGAAGAUUUUAAGCCUCUAUACACCUCAGAGUGACCUUGAGGAGCGAGUGACGCUCAAUUUCAUCCGGAUCGUACAGGGGCUGCUGAAGGGGCGUUCUGAGGGGCAACCUCCACAGCUCCUGAUGGACGUCAGACGCGUGUUCCCCGUCACCUUCCCUUAUCUGCCUCCACCGCCAGCCAGUGCCGCCCAGCUGGAGAUCCCAGAGUCCCUCAAGAUCUCCUUCCUGCGCAGAGUCUGAAUGCGGCUGUUCCUUUGCCUCCUGAAAUGCAUUGCCUUUGUUCCCUUACAACAUCACCUUAAAAUGUUCUCUGGGCACUUUGUGUAUGGCAUGCUAAUAUUAGGCACAUUUUAAAAGUAGAAUCAUGUUCCAAGAAUUUCUCUCUCUUUCAAGAACACCCAUUUGAAAUGGAAAGAUUUUUAACGUACAUGUCAAGCUAAAUAAAAUACCAUUCUGCCUUGAUGAACCUUCAGUAUAUAUAUAUAUAUAUUUUUUAAACAUAAUUUGUCAUUUAAAAAAAAAAUAUAUCUAUAUAUAAAAUAUAAACUGUAUUUAACAAACAACAACAACAAAAUCCAUUACACGUUGCAUUUUCUUUAACCAUUUAUUGGAAGUAGAAACAAACCAAGGCUGGCAUCCGUUUUACCUCCAUCCCCGAUAAGAACGAUCAUAUUUAGAAAAACGAAAAUUAGAAACAUCUUUGUAUAAAAAAAUCUCCCAUGCUAAUAAUAACUCUGUACCACUACACAUCAGUAAUACAUAUUUAUAUAUUCACAAGCCUUCCGAAAAUAGAAAAUAAUACCCAAAAUAAAUGACAAAUCAAGACAACAGUUGAAUAUCACAUCAAAGAUGCAUGCUGGCACAAAGAAGAAUCUUUCCCAACAUGCACUGCUUCUUAUUUACAGGCAAGGAGUCACUGUUUGGGUGCAUGUCCAGUUACUGGGAUCCGUGUGCACUUGUGUCUGCAUGUGCUUCGUCUUGUUUUACAUGCUCGCGACUGUAUCCUGUAAUAUUAUUAUUCACAGACAGCAACACACGGCUUUAAUAUCUGAAAUCCUACCGUCCAAAUUAAAGCAGAUUCUAUUUUCCACUCUGCAGUCAAUUCAACAUUCAUUAACGCCAUUUCCUGCGGCAGAACCCUAGUGUUCAAUAUCACAACACUCACCAUGAAAGGAUUCAGGCUGAAAAACAAAACGACAGGGAAGUUUGCAGCUGCGGUUCGCGCAGAGCGUUCACGACGUAAACAAUCCAAGGCUGUUGAUCACUUAUAACUCCUAGAACAGAUGCAUAGACUAUUUUCAGAGACAUAAUAGAGUGAAAUGGCUGUAGCGCAAGGUGCUUCAUUGCUAACUUUUUAACAAGCGACUCUAUCUAGAUAACUUCACCUCUGAUUUUUGCAAGUAGAUCCAUUGCACGGUUUAGCGUAGGGAAUGAAUGGAUAUAUAGUGUUUAACCCACAUUAUAACGCAUAUCUCUUGUGCUUUUCUGAUAUGAUGGAUGGUUUGGCAGUAAAAUGGCAGGAUUCAUCAGCGCUUACUAUGAAACUCUAUAGGAGCGAUUCUCGACGUCUGUGAUUCUUUUAAAGUGAGAAUCUAGUGAGUGGGGAAAAAGAGGCCCAUUUUGCGUGGAAUGGUCUGAAGCGGUAUGACAUAUAAACGUGAGGUUAUAAAGUGAAAUUUCACUGAAACAGGCAGCUCUGGUGUCUCUAACACAAGCAGUGUUUGUCAAUCUAUACAUCGUGGUUUAUAAACCGUAGUGCCUACUCAUGCCACUGACAAACACUGGGUGAACCGCACAGGCACUCGUACUCGGAUCGCAAAACACACAAAAGACAGGACAGAGGUGGCCCUGCGAUUGAAUCUAGAUGUGCGACGCAUCGAAGUAUCUUGUAUUUGUACAGUAAGUAGAAUUCGUUGGAUUUCCUGCGAGUGGCGCCCCCUUAAAAAUAAUGUCACACAUUUUCUUACUGCAUGAAAAAGCAACCACUCUGCUUUCAGAGGUGUGUUUGGUUGUAGGUCUGUUUUUUUUCGUCGUUUACUUGUGCUUCUAAACGAUUGCAUAACAUUAAAGUCUGACCCAUAAGGGGGUUUGGUCCCUAUUAAGGGCUGAACUGGACAAAGUGGACAAACGGGACCCUGACAUUAAGACACCCUUCGAAGGGUGCAGGAAUGAUUGA